Molecule: messenger RNA, 1095 nt
Organism: Clonostachys rhizophaga
Lineage: Eukaryota; Fungi; Ascomycota; Sordariomycetes; Hypocreales; Bionectriaceae
Source: the annotation of a GenBank genome assembly
AUGUCUCGUCGCGACUCCCAAGAGCCCGUGGCUCUGCUGCGGCAAGAUGAACGGGAUGAGGAAUCCAAGCCUGACAACAUCGACCUCGAAGCUGAGGCGGCGCGAGAGGAGGAAUCAAGAGGCCAGAAUCUCGACCACGAAUAUUCAGUCUCCAGCACCGUCAAGUUCGCCUGGCUCGGAACCUACUUCUUCUUUUCCCUAUGUUUGACCCUCUACAACAAGACGGUCCUGGGAGUGUUCCAUUUCCCAUGGCUCUUGACUUUUCUGCACACUUCCUUUGCCAGCGUUGGCACCCUCGUGAUGUUGCAAUUGGGCUAUUUCAAGCUUUCACGAUUGGGCCGUCGAGAGCAUCUUGCCCUCUUGGCCUUCAGUGCCCUCUUCACAGCCAACAUUGCUGUUUCCAACCUUUCGCUGGCGAUGGUCUCCGUUCCCUUUUAUCAAACAAUGCGAAUGCUCUGCCCUCUCUUUACGAUUCUCAUUUACCGUACGUGGUACGGUCGCACAUACAGCAGGAUGACCUAUCUCUCUCUCCUUCCUCUCAUUAUCGGUGCUGGCAUGACAACGAUUGGCGAAAUGAGCUUCUCUGAUGCUGGUUUCCUUCUUACCAUCUUCGGUGUCAUUCUCGCCGCUGUCAAGACCGUCGUAACCAACCGAUUCAUGACUGGCUCGCUUUCCCUGCCACCCAUCGAGUUCCUCAUGCGCAUGUCUCCUCUCGCCGCUCUCCAGGCUCUCUUCUGUGCCACUGCUACUGGUGAGGUCAAGGGCUUCUCAGAUCUGAUCAGGUCCGGCGACGUCGCCCUCCCACCAGCCAUCGCUUCUCUGACCGGUAACGGAUUCCUCGCCUUCCUGCUCAACAUUUCCUCCUUCAACACCAACAAGGUUGCCGGUGCCCUGACAAUGACGGUCUGCGGCAACCUCAAGCAGUGUCUCACUGUUCUCCUCGGCAUCUUUCUCUUCAACGUCACGAUCGAAUGGCUCAACGGCUUCGGAAUGGGCGUGACUAUGAUUGGUGCCGCCAUCUACAGCAAGUCGGAGCUGGACAACAAGUUGAAGAAGCAGCAAGCCCAGUACAAGCCCGUUGCCCAGAGCACCUAA